AUGAUGAAAUAUUUACAAAUCAGUCUAUUCAUUACUAUCGUGGUGGUUGCGGAGAUCUGUUGUGGAGAUAAACGAAUCGGCCCAUGUCCUGGAAUUCCAUUAGAUUCAUGCGAAUGCUUUCAACGUUUACUUGAUGACAAUAUAGACAUUAGCAAUAUGACCGAUAUUGUCUCGCGUAAUUGGGCAAUUAGUCUCUGGUAUCAGGAUAUUAGUCAUUCAUUUCAAAAAUUACUGCAUACUGCUCCUGACAGCACACCUGGUCUUCCUUCUGUUGGCAUAUGGCCGACAAUUGGUGCUUGGGCAUCAAAUGCUGUGGGAUUUAGUAUUCGCCAACAGCCAGUUCCUGAGUUAUGGUCGUAUAUUAUACAGGAUUUACCACAUUUUAUGCAAGAAAUCUUAUCGAAAAUCCCGUUCACUCUCAUGAAUACGUUAUUUAAGGACAUUCUAAAACAUACAUCAGUGGCGCUUGGUGCCGGAAAUGUAUUUGUAUUUCGAGAAAUUGCUGUUGCCUAUGCUCACUAUGGGUUCACAUUCUGUGCUGACAAAACGAGACCAAGUGAUGCGAAAAUGAAUGACUUUGUCAAGAACUAUGUAUGUUCUGAUGGUCAAUGCGAUUUAGCCAACGCAAUGUGGGCGUUGUUCGAAGCACAUUACGCGCCUGAAUCUAUGACGUUUAGUGAACGAGAUCAACUAUUACUUGUCCAAGGUAUGUAUGCUGGAUUGGCAGAACAAACGCAUUUGCAACCGUUUAUCAAUGCGUCUCUUCCUGGGUACACAACAAAUUGGUGUCGCUUAUGGCCGAGUAAAAAUACGACACAAUGCCAGGAUUUUCUCAACACUGUCGUCACCAAGAUGAUGGUACAUUUACUCAUUGGUAAGCAUCGCUUGUUAUCUGAUCAUGAUAUACCUAAAGGAAUACACAAUGGCUCGAACUUCUCGCCUUUUUUGAGUACAUUGUCAUUGCCUCAAGCUCACGAUCUCAUGUUGAAAAUGCUGAAUUCGACAACAUUAGGCUUAGAUCAUACAGCUGCAAAUGAUUGGAAUAGUUUAGCACAACGCAUGCGUUUCGUUUCACCACUUUUCUGGGUAUUUCUCGAUCAUGAAGAUGUCAAUUGUUACCUAUUUUCCGCUGAGCAAGAACUUCUUAUUCGAACGAAUCGGUCACAAUCAAUGGAUCCGCACUCGUGGCUGAAAAUAUGCGAUAAAGAUUGUUGUGCCGAUAAUGGACGAUGGAACGGCGAGAAUAGUUAA
Adineta ricciae is the source of this 1251-nucleotide messenger RNA. The record is from the annotation of a GenBank genome assembly. NCBI's taxonomy places the organism in Eukaryota, Metazoa, Rotifera, Eurotatoria, Adinetida, Adinetidae.